CCGCACGUGUGGUCUCUUCCUCGACGAUCAUGUUGAAAUGAAGAAGCAUGGCACAGUACCGUCGGCAUAGGUAGCCAGACCACGGAUGCAGAGUUCUCGGAAGAGCCGAUAUCCGGAGAAUUUUGGGUGGAAUCUUCGCAACCUUGUUGCCAUUCUGUUGGAGUACGUCCGUCAGAAACACUCACAACCAAGCAGCCAAGAAGGCUAACAGAAGUCUGGCAAAGUUUAUCAAGCAAUCCUUUAACUUCAUGGACAGGGGAGUGGGGUUCAAACUAGUGGCUCACUACAUGGAGUCCUUCAGCUACAGAGAAAGCCCAUCUCUGUCGGAUUUGAAACUGGAGUUUUUAACAAUAAUCUGCGAACACGAGCACUUCAUACCUCUCAACCUCCCCUUCCCUGUCUCUGCUGCAGAGAUGGAGUUCUCAGUGUCAGACGAAUACUAUCGCAAGCAUUUCCUGAUGGGAGUCCUACUGCGGGAGGUGGAGAGUGCACUGCAGUACGAGGCCGGGCCCGUCAGGAAACGGACCAUCAGGAUACUCCGAGACCUGCUGGCCAAACAUGACUGCGACUCACGAUACAAGGAUCCUGGCCAGAUGAGGAGGAUAGCGCAGCUCUGUUUCCCUCUAGUCCCAAUUGUCUUGUCUCACGUGAGUCGACUCAACUCGGGCCAACCUCCCUACAUCAGCCCCAUGCUGGGAGCCGCUGCCGCGAUGCACCGGGUCCAGGAGGACAAGAGUGAAGUCUGUCACACUGACUCACUACCUCCAUCUCUUCCUGGCAGUCUUCCGUCGACGCUGGAAAGAGGGGUGGACCCUGCCGUUAUGUCCAGUGUCAAGAGUCUGACUAGUGUGGAGCUGGCAGCUGCCAUGGGCCACAGAUCGACUCCC
This is a messenger RNA of Geodia barretti, 887 nucleotides long. NCBI's taxonomy places the organism in Eukaryota, Metazoa, Porifera, Demospongiae, Tetractinellida, Geodiidae. The record is from the annotation of a GenBank genome assembly.